GAAUGCAACAUACAGCAUCGGUAUUAACAAACGGAAAAGUGCUUGUUACUGGUGGUUUAGAUGAUAUGCGACGUUAUGUCAAAAUCUCUGAGUUGUACGAUCCAUUAACAGAAACAUGGACAAUUACUGGGAACAUGAGUUUUCCACGUGCUCAGCACACAGCUUCCAUAUUAAGAAAUGGAAAAAUAUUAGUUACUGGUGGGAUGACUGAGAGUUUAAUACGAUACAGUACUGAGCUGUAUGAUCCAGCGACAGGAAUCUGGAUGGUCGCUAAUAAUAUGAACCACGUACGGGUUCUUCAUACGGCAACCGAAUUAGAAAAUGGAAAUGUGUUAGUAGCUGGUGGAGACGGAGGUGAUAAUAGUGCUGUUAAUAGUGCUGAGCUGUAUAUUUCACCGAAAACAAUUUCAGCAACUAUCAAUAAAAAGAACAAUCCACCAAAUAGUCACAAAGCUCCAAUGACGAAGAGAACAUUAAAUAAGGAUGGGCACUAA
This is a messenger RNA of Adineta steineri, 494 nucleotides long. The record is from the annotation of a GenBank genome assembly. Lineage: Eukaryota; Metazoa; Rotifera; Eurotatoria; Adinetida; Adinetidae.